GUAAAGCAAAGUCUUUUGGGCAGAAGGUUGCAGUAGAAGGAGUAAACAGAAGGCGUAGUCAGAUCAGGCCAGAUUGGGGAAGGCAGAGUACAAGCGGAGUCAGGCAGGCAAAGGUCAGAUCAGGAGAUCAAUCAGUAGGGGUACAGAUACAGAAGAGUCAAAUACCAGGCUGGGGUCAGGAUACAGAAGGCAGAAUUGUCAAAACAGGCAGGGGUCACAACAGGAAUCAAGUACCAAACAGGAUUUAAAUCACCUAGGCACCAGGAACUUCACAAGGAAUAAACCUAUAACAGGCAAAUAUCCACAGACUGAAUAGCCCCUUAAUACAUAUGAAUUUCGCGCCAUUGCACGCUGCCGUUAUGACGUUUAUAAAAAGAGGAGACGCGUGGCGUGUGCGCCCUAAGGCCCCAGGACUUCAGAGUAGUGGCAGCGUGGCGGGUAUCAUUAAUGAGGAAUGCAGAUAGAGAAUAAAAAGGGCUUAUGAAUCGGUAUAUAUUUGAAAAGUGGAGUAGGACAGCCAGGAGAUGACGUUACAAUGGGGGAUGUCUGUGGGUAAGAGCAGAAUGGAUGGAGGAACAAGAUUUUGGUAACCCAUAAGAAUGAUGGAGGAAGGUUGAGGCAUGACAUCACUCAGAGGAGGGGCCAUGAUGAAAUCACAGGGACAGGGACCUGUCAGGAAAAAGUAAGAGAUGCAUUAACUAAAAUGGCAGGCAGGAGGGAGGCGUAUGAAUGUUGUAGUCAGGACCUGUCAGCACAAAGUAAGGGUGCUAAGAUUUAAUUUUAAACAAUGCAAAGGGAGGAAAGGGAAGGACUUUUCAUAGAUGUCCUAAAAUAGUUUAUUUCCAUCCUCUCAUGGAUGGUAUGUGUGUAUCCUAUGAGUAGUAGCAUCGUGUGUCUCUGGUUUUGUGAUGACACACUUUUGCAGAGAAGGGACAGAUCCAGCAGAUGGUGCUGUCGAUCUUCCACAUAAUUUGCAAAGACCCAGAAACGGAAGGAACACAUGAAGAAGGAAAGGCUGCUGUGGGGGAAUAUGCUUUCAUCUGGCAUGGAGCUGGACAAUUAUGAACAGCCAGUUGUAUUAAGAGAUGAAAACCACCGCAGAAGAAGAAAAAUGAGGCCACAUUCUGCAGCUUCCAGCGUAAUUUCCAUGGAGCUAAUUCCAAUAGAGUUUAGUCUCCCCACGAGUAACAGGUGUAGUAAAGUGCAGGAAACAAUGCUGCUUGAAGUUGCUGGCAAUUGCAGUGUUGAGCAAAUGAAAGCACAGGUCUGGAUGCAUGCUAUCGAAAAAAGCCACAACUGCGAUUUUUACCAGAUGCUUACUCCAGACCAAUUUCUGCUGCGGUAUCAAAAGAAAGGACAGUGGUAUGAAAUAUAUGACAAACACCAAGUAAUACAAACACUAGACUGUAUAAUGUACUGGAAAGUUUUACAAAAAACUGUAGGAAAGAUUCAUAUUGUGCAGAAAGAAAAAACCUCAGAAGAAAUGAUAGAAUAUCAGAAAACAUUAAAUUAUUUGAUUGGAUAUGAUGUUACGGAUGUAAGCAAUGUCUAUGAUGAUGAGUUAGAAUUUACUCGUCGUCGAUUAGUGACGCCACGAAUGAUUGAACUGUCCAGGAGAGAUGCUAGGUUAUAUUCCAUGGACCCAUGGGUGACUUCCAAACCACUUCCUGAAUAUUUGUGUCAAAGAAUUACAUCCAAUAGCAUUUUUAUCAUCAUACACAAAGGAAUGACAACCCACACAAUCAGAGUUUCUAUUGAUGAUACACCAGAUGCAAUAUUGCAUAGUUUCUUUACAAAGAUGGCAAAGAAAAAGUCAUUGUUGGAGAUUUCUGAGGAGAACAGUGAACUUGAUUUUUUUGUUCUAAGAGUUUGUGGCAGAGAUGAAUAUAUUAUUGGAAAUGCACCAAUUAAAGAUUUUCACUGGAUAAGGCAGUGCAUUAAAAAUGGUCAGGAGAUACACCUUGUUCUGGACAAGCCUCCUGAUGCAUCAAAGGAUGAUGUCCAGAAAGAGGAGUGGCCUUUGGUUGAUGACUGCACAGGUGUCACAGGGUACCAUGAGCAGCUAACAAUUGAAGGCAAGGACCACGAAAAGAUUUUUACUAUAUCACUUUGGGACUGCAACCGGAAGUUUAGAGUAAAAAUAAUUGGGAUUGACAUACCUGUUCUGCCAAAAAAUACUGAGCUUAUCGUUUUUGUGGAAGGGAACAUUCAGCAUGGCCAACAAGUCCUUUCACAGAGGAGAACUAUGUGCAAGCCUUUUAAUGAAGAAGUUCUGUGGAAUUCAUGGCUUGAAUUUGAUAUAAAAAUCAAAGAUUUACCAAAAGGAGCUCUUUUAAAUUUACAAAUAUUUUGUGGUAAAGCACCAACUGUCUCGAAUAAAUCUACUGUUCUGUCACCAGAGUCUGCCACUUCAGACUCCAAAUGCAAAAACCAGUUACUUUACUAUGUUAAUCUGUUGUUAAUUGACCACAGGUUUUUAUUAAGACAGGGAGAGUAUGUCCUUCACAUGUGGAAAAUUCCAGGUAAAGGAGAAGAACAAGGAAGCAUUAAUGCUGAUAAACUUACAUCUGCAACUAAUCCUGACAAAGAAACAUCUAUGGCCAUUUCUAUUAUUAUAGUUCAGAAACUAGAAAGUUUGCAAGAUGAUGAUGUACUGCAUUAUCUUUUACAGCUGGUACAGGCUGUAAAGUUUGAACCAUAUCAUGACAGUGCUUUAUCCAGAUUCCUUUUAAAGCGUGCAUUACAAAGCAAACGGAUUGGCCACUUUUUGUUCUGGUUUCUGAGAAGUGAGAUUGCUCAGUCAAUGCAUUAUCAGCAGAGGUUUGCUGUCAUUCUUGAGGCCUAUUUAAAAGGCUGCGGCAAGGCAUUGCUGGAUGAUUUUACCAGGCAGGUUAAAAUAACUGAGAUCCUUCAUAAAGUUACAAUGGAGAUCAAGUCAGUUUCUGCUGAGAAGUAUGAUGUAACAUCACAAGUCAUUACACAGCUGCGUCAAAAGCUUGAGAAACUGCAAAAUUCAAAACUUCCAGAUAAGCUUCCUGAUAGCUUCAGAGUGCCUUAUGAUCCUGGAUUAAGAGCUGGAUCCUUGGUGGUUGAAAGGUGCAAAGUUAUGGCCUCAAAGAAAAAGCCACUUUGGCUUGAAUUUAAAUGUUCAGACACAACAGCGUUAUCGAAUGAAACAAUAGGAAUAAUAUUUAAGCACGGAGAUGACUUACGUCAAGAUAUGCUUAUUUUACAGAUUCUUCGCAUCAUGGGUUCUAUAUGGGAAGCUGAAUCACUGGACCUGUGCUUACUGCCAUAUGGCUGCAUUUCCACCGGAAACAAAAUAGGAAUGAUAGAAAUAGUAAAGGAUGCCACCACCAUUGCACAAAUACAGCAGAGUACAGUCGGUAACACAGGAGCCUUUAAAGAUGAAGUUCUGAGUCAGUGGUUGAAAGAAAAAUGUCCAAUUGAGGAAAAGUUCAGUGCAGCCGCGGAGAGAUUUGUUUUUUCCUGUGCUGGAUACUGCGUUGCAACGUUUGUGCUUGGAAUUGGAGACAGACAUAAUGACAAUAUAAUGGUAACUGAGUCAGGCAACCUGUUCCACAUAGAUUUUGGUCAUAUUCUUGGUAACUACAAAAGUUUUCUUGGAAUUAACAAGGAGAGGGUGCCCUUUGUGUUAACACCUGAUUUUCUUUAUGUAAUGGGAACAUCAGGAAAGAAGACAAGUCAAUAUUUUAAUAAAUUUCAGGUAUGUGUAUAACAAACAGCCACAGUAAAAAUGUACAAACAGUUAAUUUAUAAUGUAUUUUAGAGUUCAUCUUAAUUUCUUUAAGGGGUCCUCCACCCAAAAACUGCAUUAUGCACAGUGAAAUAAAAUCUCAUUCUAAACAACUCAUACAUUAACCUUUUAAAUGCCACAGAUCGUAGAAUCUACGUUCUGUGGCAAAGGUACUUGAAAUGCCACAGAACGUAGAUUCUACGUUCUGCAGCAUUUCCCUCCCUGCAGAAAGCGGUGCGCAUUUAAAAGCUGCGCACCGCUUCUGUUACGCUCAGAACCCCCUAGGCAACGAGCAAAUAAGGUUAUACUUACCGAUCCGGUAAGCGAUCGGUUUUGGGCAGCCAAUAGGAGCAGUGGAGACGCAAGGAGCACAGUGAUGACGUCUCCACUGCUCCCCCCAUAAAUUACACCCGGAAAGCGCCGCCCCUUCCACUCCUGCUGCGCAUCUGCUACAGUUGGAGCCCCCCUGCUGCCAUUCUGCUGGUUUCCUGCCGAGUUGGUCGCUUUGAUUGCCUGGAUUCGACUGAGUGAGCUCAACUACACCUCUCUACACCCUUUAUUUCUGUUUAUUUCUGUUUAUAACUGUCUAAAAAAAAUUUUUUUUCUUUUUUUUUUUUUUUCUUCUCUCUUUGGCCUUAGUACACUUUUGCACUAAAACACACUUACAGGCAACUUUGCCAAGCACACACUCACACUCACACUCACACUCACACUUACUCUUA
Xenopus laevis (African clawed frog) is the source of this 4479-nucleotide messenger RNA. It is a transcript of the gene pik3cg.L, whose product is annotated as phosphatidylinositol 4,5-bisphosphate 3-kinase catalytic subunit gamma isoform-like. The record is from RefSeq and is a predicted model, not a curated record. NCBI's taxonomy places the organism in Eukaryota, Metazoa, Chordata, Amphibia, Anura, Pipidae.